UGGACGAUAGUAGCUGGCUUAUAAAGAAAACUCAAUAAUGUACGCGAAUUUCUAAUAAUUGUACUAUCGAGGAAGAAUAAAUCAGUUGAAAUACAUUACCUUAAUGUGAUUAAGAAAUAAAUAUGGCUUUAUAUUUCAAAAUGUAUGGUGUGGUGUGUUCCGUCUUAUUAUCUCUAUUAUUAAGUCAAAAUGUGGAUGCAGCGGCGGUCAUAUCUAUUGAUUUUGGAUCGGAAUGGAUGAAGAUCGGAAUUGUUUCGCCGGGAGUACCUAUGGAAAUAGUGCUCAAUAAAGAAUCAAAGCGGAAAACGCCAGCUGUUGUUGCGUUUAGAGAUGGUGUAAGAACAUUCGGUGAAGAUGCGGUAACCGUUGGAGUACGAUUCCCGAAGAAUUCGUAUAAAUAUUUGCUCGAUCUAUUGGGCAAACCAUUUGAUCACCCAUUAGUGAAAGCCUACAGAGAGCGCUUCCCAUACUAUGAGAUGGUGGCUUCAGAACGAGGCACACCAGAGUUCAUUCAUGACGAGAACACAAGAUUUACACCUGAAGAGCUGGUAGCUCAGUUACUUGGCAAAGCUAAGGAGUUCGCUGAAAUUAGCCAUGGACAACCAAUUACCGAGUGUGUUAUAACAAUACCUGGUUACUUCAACCAAGCGGAACGCAGGGCUAUGAAGGAAGCCGCCACAUUGGCUGGCUUGAAUGUGCUGCAAUUGAUCAAUGAUUACACAGCUAUCGCUAUUAACUAUGGAAUAUUCCGGAGAAAGGAAAUUAAUGAAACAGCAUGGCACACACUGUUCUUCGACAUGGGAGCGGCGUCAACCAAGGCAGCUCUGGUUGAGUACAAAACGGUGAAGACAAAGGAGAAGGGCUAUGUUGAAACUGUGCCGCAGUUGCAAGUUAUCGGCGUUGGUUUUGAUAGAACUCUAGGUGGUUUGGAAAUGACGUUACGUCUUCGUGAACACCUCAUCAAGUCUUGGGAGGCCAACGGUGGUGGUGAUGUUAGGGCUUCGCCCCGCGCCAUGGAGAAGCUGAUGCGCGAAGCAGAGCGUUUGAAGAUUGUGCUCUCGGCUAAUUCUGAACACUAUGCACAGAUUGAAAGUCUAUUGGACGAUAAGGACUUCAAGUUAUUGGUGACCCGCGCAGACCUAGAAGCCCUAUGCACAGAUCUAUGGGACAGAGUAUCUAACGUGAUCCAACGAGCCAUCUCCUCAGCAGGAGGUUCAGGAGCUGGUGCCAAAGUGAUUGUGGCCGGUGGAGCGUCCAGAGUACCCGCAGUACUAGAGGCUUUACGCAAGGCAGCUGGUGUGGAACCACACAAGUCUAUUAAUGCUGAUGAAGCCGCUACCAUGGGUGCUGUCUAUAGGGCUGCAUCUCUCGCUACGGGUUACAAGGUCGCUGCUCUGAAUGUACGCGAUGCCGUAUUGCUGCCUGUGCAAGUUGUCUUCACCAGGAAUGUUGAUGGAAAUGAUAAAUUGAUCAGAAGAACACUUUUCGGCCCAAUGAAUCCCUAUCCCCAAAAGAAAGUUAUCACCUUCAACAAACAUACAGACGACUUCAGUUUCAAUGUAAACUACGCAGAAUUAGACCACAUUCCUUCCAAUGAACUCAAUUUGAUUGGUCCAUUGAAUCUUUCACAAGUCGUCCUGAGUGGAGUCAACGAAGCAUUGAACAAAAACACAGGAGAAAAUGUUGAGAGUAAAGGCAUUAAAGCACACUUUAAUAUGGACGACUCUGGUUUAUUGAAUCUAGUGAAUGUUGAAUUCGUAGCUGAGAAAACAGUUACAGAAGAUGAAGACAAAGAUAGCACGCUCUCAAAGAUCGGAAGCACUAUUAGCAAACUUUUCGGUUCAGACUCAGAACUUCCCGACAAACCAGACCUUAAACCCGAGGAACAACCGCAAGAAGCAGAGAAGAAUGAAACAACAAAGGCCAAUGAAACUAAAACCGAAAAACAAAAUGCCACCGAACCAGAGACAAAGCCCAAACCAAAAAUAGUCGUCUUGAAAGAACCCAUCAAGUCUGAGGAGCAAAUACUUAACUUGCUACCAUUGACUCCAGAACAAUUCAAAACUUCUAAGACUAAGAUUAUUGAAUUACACAACAUUGAUAGGAAGCGCAUUGAAAGAGAAACGGCACUAAAUAACUUGGAAGCGUUUGUGGUUGAUGCACAAAUGAAAGUAGAUAUGGAGGAAUACGCUGAAUGCGGUACUCCAGAACAAAUUGAAGAAAUCAAAAAGAUGUGCAGCGAAGUUUCUGAGUGGCUGUACGAUGAUGGUUACGAUGCACAAACUGAAAUGUUCGAAGAGAAACUCAACAAUAUCAAGGAAAAGACCAAUUCGAUAUUCUACAAACACUGGGAGCAUAAAGAAAGGCCUGACGCGGUCGCAGCUAUACGUAGCAUGCUUAACAAUUCCCAAGAAUUCUUGAAAAUGGCAAAGAAUUACACUAAAGAAGCUAAUGUCGAUAGAGAUGUGUUUACCCAAGUAGAAAUUACAGUUUUGGAAAAGAAAAUUGAAGAAACCGAAGCAUGGUUGGGCAAAUCUAUCAAGGAACAAGACGCGCUCAAGAAGAAUGAAGAUAUUAAACUGACAGUUGAAAGCAUAAGGGAGAAGAUAACGAAUUUAGACCGCGAAGUCAAAUAUUUGCUCAACAAAUUGAAGAUUUGGCGGCCAAAGAAGGUCAAGAAGGAAGAAAAUAAGACAGAAACUGUGACAGAGUCAGAGAAUUCUGAGAAAACGGAGACACAGAAAGAAAAACCGGCAGAUUCUGAAGCAGAAUCGGUUGCACAAGAACCAGAAAAAUCCACUGAAAAAGAGGCCGAGACAACGGAAAUACCGCAAUUAGAUAGUAAUAGUGAACAUUCCGAGUUAUAAUGUUGAGGAGUAAUUUAAUUUAUUUAGUAUAAUUUAUUUUCUACGUGAUAGGGCGUUCGUUUUUUGUAUCGUAGUCGAAGCACAAGGGUUUUUCUACGUUGAUUUUGUCAUUGUUGAUGUGCUAUUUGUUAUAACAUGUUGUUAUAUAGAAAACAGAUGAAGAAGUCAUCCUAGUAAUUGUUUUUGGCGACAAUCAGUCUAUAGGUUUAAUAUAUUUACCAUUUUCAAGAAUUUCAAUACUUAGAUUUUAUUUGUAUAUAUUUUUGGUCAUAACGUGUUGGUUUAUCGGUAUUCUUUUAAGUACUAAUAGAGUACAAAAAACGAACACGCCCAAUGUAACCCAGGCUUAAUCUCAACUGCAGUUUCACUUAUUUAUUUAUCCAUUUCUAUACCAAAAUUGUUGCACAUUCGGACUGAAUUUAAUAGAUUAUUUGCGUCUUGUAUUUUGGAUCUUUUUAUGGUUGUUGAAAAUGAGGAAUUACAUGACCCCAAGGAAUUUUUCAUUAUUGUAUGUUAAAAUGUGGAUUGAACUGAUUGUCUAUUUAUCUAUGUGGCCGUAUAUAAUCUUUCUUUAAUAACUAUAGUUAUUAAAGAGAAUUUCCUUAAAUUCUCGUAAAUGAUUCUGGAUAGAAUUAAAUGACGUGAUAGGUACAACGGUCUGUGAAUGUUCAGUGUAUUAUGUAAGUGAGAUUUAUCAAGUACCCAGUCGCAAAGAAAUUAUAAAUAAAUUAUUGGAAAUUA
Molecule: messenger RNA, 3608 nt
Organism: Colias croceus (clouded yellow)
Lineage: Eukaryota; Metazoa; Arthropoda; Insecta; Lepidoptera; Pieridae
Gene: Grp170
Product: hypoxia up-regulated protein 1
Exons: 9
Coding region: 123-2867 (914 amino acids)
Biological process (GO): cellular response to hypoxia; endoplasmic reticulum unfolded protein response; negative regulation of hypoxia-induced intrinsic apoptotic signaling pathway
Cellular component (GO): endoplasmic reticulum chaperone complex
Molecular function (GO): ATP-dependent protein folding chaperone; ATP binding
Source: RefSeq, a predicted model, not a curated record